This is a messenger RNA of Homo sapiens (human), 3941 nucleotides long. RefSeq names its product RCC1 and BTB domain containing protein 2 (gene RCBTB2). Gene Ontology annotation, cellular component: acrosomal vesicle. Bases 1108 to 2793 code for a protein of 561 amino acids. The record is from RefSeq and is a predicted model, not a curated record. NCBI's taxonomy places the organism in Eukaryota, Metazoa, Chordata, Mammalia, Primates, Hominidae. The transcript is spliced from 12 exons.
UUUUUUUUUUGCAAAGUACUCUGUAAUUAAAGUAAAUGCAGAAACAGUAAGCACUGUUUCAAAAGUGAAUGGGAGAACCAACUGUUGGUGUUGCCCAAAAGAUAACAGAAGGUGUCCUUUUUAGGGCAAGGUCUUAUGAUCCAAGUGGCACGUGAGGGAACAUGACUAGAUUUGGCAUCAGGAGAGCUUAGCCCUGGUACAGGCUCUGCCAUUAACUCACAGGGUGAUGCUGAUAGCAGGGACAAGCUGCUUGUCUUCUCUGUUAGUUUCUUUGUGCUGCUGUAACAAAUGACUACAAUUCAAACAACAGAAAUUUCUUUUCUCACAGUUCUGGAGGCUAGAAGUCUGAAAUCAAGGCAUCAUCAGGGCAAUGCUCCCUUGAUAUCUCUCAGGAAGAAUCUUCUCAGCUUCUGGUGGUGGCCCCCAGCAAUCCUUGCUGCUCCUUGACUUCCAGAUGCAUUACUGCAGUCCCUGUGUCUGUUGUCAUCUGGCCUUCUUCCCUGUGCAUCACUGUGUGCCCUCUCGUCUUCUUUUAAGGAGACUAGUCAUUGGACGUAGGGUCCACUCUAAUCCAGUAUGACUCCAUCUUAACUCAUUACAUCUGCAAAGACCCUAUUUCCAAACAAAAUCACCUUCUGAGGUUCUAGGUGGAUUUGGACUUUGGGGGGAAGCCAUUCAACCCACUGCAGCUCCUCUCUGGGGUUUCUUCGGGUUUCUCAGAAAACUAUCUUUUGAGCUCUUUUUAGCUACAGCAUUCAAUAGUGCCAUGAAGAUUAUUCAGAAAAGAUAGAAACCUGAAAACAAAGCUUUAUUUACAAGAAAAAAGCUGGUGGCUCUGCUUGUUUUUGCUUUAGGUCCAGUGGCCAUUGGGACAGCUGCUCCGUGCAUCCUAGCUUCCCUUUACUGACUGCAAACUUUACUUUGGAUACAAGUUAAUACUGUUGGCCGUGAUCAGAAGGAAACUUAAAAGUUUGAGGACUUAGUAACAAAGUUGUGUUUGAUGAUAUGGCUCAGGUGAAGUAGAAAUGGAGAGCUUGGAGCCGAGAGCAGGGAUUUGGGGCCCAGUUUUCGGAAUGGCUUCCGUGUGAAGGAGUUACAGAGGAUGAGAUGGAAAGGAGGGCUGUGAAUCUGGAAAUGAGUCACAGCCAUUCAUUUACUUGUUCAUUAACCAACACAAAGCCAGUACAGGCUACUCUGUCAUCUUUGAAGAUGUUAGAUGUGGGAAAGUGGCCAAUUUUUUCCCUUUGUUCUGAAGAAGAACUACAGUUAAUUCGUCAGGCUUGUGUCUUUGGCAGUGCUGGCAAUGAAGUUUUAUACACUACAGUAAAUGAUGAGAUUUUUGUGCUUGGCACAAACUGCUGUGGCUGUUUGGGGUUAGGUGACGUCCAGAGCACCAUUGAACCUCGGAGACUGGAUUCUUUAAAUGGCAAAAAAAUAGCCUGCCUCAGCUAUGGGAGUGGUCCACAUAUUGUCCUUGCAACAACAGAAGGAGAAGUCUUUACCUGGGGUCAUAAUGCUUAUAGCCAGCUGGGCAAUGGGACAACUAAUCAUGGUUUAGUGCCCUGUCAUAUCUCUACUAAUCUGUCAAACAAACAAGUCAUUGAAGUUGCCUGUGGGUCUUACCAUUCUUUGGUGCUAACAUCUGAUGGAGAGGUAUUUGCCUGGGGUUAUAAUAACUCUGGGCAGGUAGGAUCUGGAUCAACAGUUAAUCAGCCAAUCCCUCGAAGAGUCACUGGCUGCCUACAAAAUAAAGUAGUUGUGACCAUAGCAUGUGGGCAGAUGUGCUGCAUGGCAGUAGUAGACACGGGGGAGGUCUAUGUCUGGGGUUACAACGGAAACGGGCAGCUUGGACUCGGCAACAGUGGCAACCAGCCAACCCCUUGCAGAGUGGCAGCUUUGCAAGGCAUCCGUGUCCAGAGGGUCGCCUGUGGCUACGCACACACAUUAGUAUUAACAGAUGAAGGCCAAGUGUAUGCUUGGGGCGCCAAUUCUUAUGGGCAGUUGGGCACUGGCAAUAAAAGCAACCAGUCCUAUCCUACUCCUGUCACUGUGGAAAAGGACAGGAUUAUCGAGAUUGCAGCCUGUCACUCCACACACACGUCUGCGGCCAAGACGCAGGGUGGGCACGUGUACAUGUGGGGCCAGUGCCGGGGUCAGUCCGUGAUCCUCCCGCACCUCACCCACUUCUCCUGCACUGACGACGUGUUUGCCUGCUUUGCCACGCCCGCCGUCACGUGGCGCCUCCUCUCCGUGGAACCUGAUGACCACCUCACAGUGGCUGAGUCACUGAAGAGGGAAUUUGACAACCCGGACACUGCAGACCUGAAGUUUCUAGUUGAUGGAAAGUACAUUUAUGCACAUAAAGUCCUUCUCAAGAUUCGAUGUGAGCAUUUUCGUUCGUCAUUGGAAGAUAACGAGGAUGAUAUUGUAGAAAUGAGUGAAUUUUCAUAUCCUGUUUACCGGGCCUUCCUGGAAUACCUAUACACAGACAGCAUCAGCCUUUCUCCUGAGGAGGCAGUAGGACUGCUAGACUUGGCUACAUUUUAUAGAGAAAAUCGUUUGAAAAAGCUCUGCCAACAAACUAUCAAGCAAGGCAUCUGCGAGGAGAAUGCCAUCGCUCUGCUCUCGGCUGCGGUGAAGUAUGAUGCACAGGAUUUAGAAGAAUUCUGCUUCAGGUUUUGCAUAAACCAUCUGACUGUAGUAACACAAACAUCAGGUUUUGCAGAAAUGGACCAUGAUCUCCUGAAGAACUUUAUCAGCAAAGCAAGCAGAGUUGGAGCCUUUAAAAAUUGAUCCCAUCUGCAGGAAAGUUUUUGAGCCUUUCCAUUUCCCCUGCAAAAGCCAGAGAUGAAUCACUUCUCUUUAAUUAAUAGUAUGUAUGAUGAGCUAUGUUUGGCUGAGUACUUGUAACUGUCAGAAGAAGGAUGGUGGUGAGUGGUCUUUGUCUGCCUAAACCCAGAGUUUAUGUAGAAAGCAUUGAAUGUUCUGAUCAGAUGUGACUAAGGUCAAGGAAAAAAAAUUGAAAUAUCUUAUUUACCAUUUCCUCUUUUUGAGUCACUUAAAUUGGACACCUUUGGUACCCUGGUCUCAGUAUAUGCUAUUCUGGCCCAAAUGUUCCAUUAUUCAGCUGGCUGAUACCACAUAGAUAGCUUGACAAGGAGUGCUGUCUGUCCUUACCACAUUUUCAGCACUCAGCACAGUGCCUUGUGUAUAAUAGGCACUCAAUUUAUUAUAAAUCUUCAGUAUGUCCUGAGAACAGCUUUAGUCAUGGAAUACUGGGAGAAGGAAUAACUUUCACAAAAUAAACUUAAAACAGCCUGUAAUUAUUGAGGUUCAUAUUCUUCUGGUAUAUCAUUCUGAGAAAUUGUGGCUAAUUUAGAACAUUGUUUAGAAUUGACAAAAGGCCCUGGCAAUUAAAUUGUCAAGGCCCAAGGGCUAAUUUUAAUUUUCUUUUUACUUGGAGUCAUUCAUUAAUUUCUCACAUGGGAUUAUGGAGUAUGAAGUAUUAUCUUUGAAUGAAAUUCCUGGGCUGAUCUGCCUUACAUAAUCACAUAAGGUCCUUUGCUUUUCUUUGUGUUAAGAGGGACUUGCCUCUGUAAAUGAAAAUGACAAUGUGCUUUUCUUGUAGUUGACUUUCAUGUCACUCACUAUAAAAUAGGUCUCUUAACCUGGCACCAGUAUAACUAUAAAGCACUAGCUGAGAAGGAACUGAUACUUACAUUUCAUGGACAGCAUUAACAAGAAUGAGAUAAAUUUGUACUUUUUAGAUCAAAACAAAUUACCUAAUUGCAAAAGAGAAACUGAAAUGGAACAUAGUCUCAGAUUCUUCUAAUGUGUAUCUCACAAUGUCAUGUAAUGUAAAGGAAACCCUUUUGGAAUUAGAAUUCUUGUUCUGAUGCUGAACUAUUUGGUAAUAAAGUGCUUAUUUGCAGAUAACAGAA